AAGGACUCGUGUAGUCCGCGUAUUACCUUUGCGCUCGCCGGUCGUUUUCUUUCAUGUUACUUUAAUUACAUUUCAAUAGACUUUUAGUUAACAGUUUCAUGAAUUAUUAUUUUUUAUUGUGCUGUUUAUUUACUACAAAUUAGAACCUUUAACAUGGCACACAGUCAGCAUGAGCAUCAUCACUCGGGUCAUGAACACAUGGAGCACCAUGACAUGAAUCAAGCAGAUUAUACAAUUAUGAAUGAAGGUAUUAAUUCAACCUUAAGACAAGGCACCGGAGAUCAUCAAAGUCAUGAUCAUGCUUCCCAUGGUUCAAUGAUGGCUAUGACUUUCCAUGGCGGAUAUGUGGAGACAAUCCUCUUCUCCUGGUGGGAUGUAAAAGAAAUCGCACCAUUCAUUGGCUCAUUCAUAGCAAUCUUCAUCAUGGCUUUGCUAUACGAAGGGCUUAAAUAUUACAGAAAGCAUCUGCUGUGGAAAUCGUAUGCUGGUCUCCAGUACUGCGCGGUGUCGCCACCUGACAAGGGUGUCCAAAACAUAUGCAGCCCUGAUGAACCUCAAGUUAUACAGCCGGUGCCGCAUGCUCUGGAAAGGAAUGUACCGACGAUGUUAAGCGGCGCGCACGCCUACCAAACCGUGCUUCACGGUCUCCAGGUGUUCAUCAGCUACAUGCUCAUGCUCGUGUUCAUGACGUACAACACGUGGCUCUGCGUGGCCGUCGUGCUGGGCUCGGCCACGGGCUACUUCCUCUUCGGCUGGCGCGAGUCCGUCGUCGUAGACUUCACCGAACACUGUCACUGACACAAACUCAAAUAACGGGGUCGGGUGACGCAAAAUACGUUAUACUGAAUGAGAUCCGGAUUGGCUAUGGACGAACAAUAUAAAGCAUAGUGUUUAUUUUUAAGCAUAUACGUCCGCUGUUUAGAUUACACAU
Molecule: messenger RNA, 931 nt
Organism: Cydia amplana
Lineage: Eukaryota; Metazoa; Arthropoda; Insecta; Lepidoptera; Tortricidae
Gene: Ctr1A
Product: high affinity copper uptake protein 1
Exons: 7
Coding region: 154-798 (214 amino acids)
Biological process (GO): copper ion transmembrane transport
Cellular component (GO): plasma membrane
Molecular function (GO): copper ion transmembrane transporter activity
Source: RefSeq, a predicted model, not a curated record